AUGCUCUUCCCAACAGCACUUCUCAGCGUCAUAUUGGCCACAACCAUCCUCGCUCUUCCUGUGCCUCAGCUAGCAGGUGAAGGUGCCGCAUGCAACUCAAUUUUCUCCUCCACCGACAACGCCAUUGGAUUCGGUAUCAAAAACGCCGAAGACAAGAUCGCCAGCCAUAUCUCAGACAUCACUCAUCUCGCACCCCGUCAACUGGCCGGUGAAGGAGCCGCUUGCGAUUCAAUCUUCUCCUCCACCGACAACGCUAUAGGAUUCGGUGUAAAGAAUGCCGAAGACAAGCUUGCCGGCAAUAUCACAAGCGUCAAAGAAGGAAUUACCAGCAUGGUCAAGCGUGUUUUUGACUCAUUGAAUAGACGUCAACUUGACAAGAUUGCGAAUGGUUUCCAAGACAUUACGGAUGCUGCAGGGGUUGGCUUCACGACUACUCCAUUGACUGGAGCUCUGGAUGGUCUGGAUGGAACGACCACUUCUAUCCCGGCGAAUAUUGGCGCUUCUAUCGGUGACGCGGAGGAGAAUAUCCUGGAAGGUCUUGGAAAUGCAGUGCCUUGA
Ramularia collo-cygni is the source of this 558-nucleotide messenger RNA. RefSeq lists its product as uncharacterized. The record is from RefSeq and is a predicted model, not a curated record. Bases 1 to 558 code for a protein of 185 amino acids. Lineage: Eukaryota; Fungi; Ascomycota; Dothideomycetes; Mycosphaerellales; Mycosphaerellaceae. The transcript has a single exon.